UGUUCUCGUUAUCCGCAAAAAGAAACCCGCUUUGCGGCUGCGAGCCCCCGGACCAGAAGUCGAACGGCAAUGGCUCUCCUCUUCUUCCCUCUCCCCUCCUCCACUGUCUUCAUCCCUCUCAGAAGAAACUCCGAACCCUCCUCUCUCCACUCCAUCUCCUUUCCCAUCUCCAUCUCUAGAAACCCUAGUGCUGCCUCUUCUCGAAAGCCGCUCCUUUCCGCUCGCGCGGCGAUGCGGCUCGCCGAGGAGACGAGCAGGGCUGAUGCCGCCUCCACCCUCGAUAUCUCGAAGCUCGGCAUCUCUGAACAGAUCGUCUCCGCUCUCUCUCGUCGGGGAAUUACCGAGCUCUUUCCCAUUCAGAGAGCUGUCUUGGAGCCAGCUAUGGAAGGUCGAGAUAUGGUUGGAAGAGCUAUUACUGGUUCAGGGAAAACCUUAGCCUUCGGCAUUCCCAUAUUGGAUAAUAUUAUUCGACAUCAGAGUCAACACAGGAGAAAUCAAGUCCCUUCUGCUCUAAUAUUAGCACCUACACGUGAACUUGCACGUCAGGUGCAACGGGAGUUUAAAGCAUCUGCUCCAAGCUUGAGCAGCACAUGUCUCUAUGGAGGAAUACCAAUCAUGAACCAGGUGCGAUCUCUAAGAUUUGGCAUGGAUGUUGUUGUUGGGACACCUGGAAGAAUUAUCGACUUAGUUCAAAGGGGUGCCUUAGAUCUCUCAGAAGUCAAGUUUGUUGUGUUGGAUGAGGCUGAUCAGAUGUUGGCUAUUGGAUUUCAAGAGGAUGUCGAAUGCAUUUUAAGUUAUUUACCUGCAAGGAAGCAAUGUAUGCUGUUCUCAGCAACAAUGCCUUCGUGGGUUAAUGUUCUCUCAAGAAAGUACCUGAAUGAUCCUUUAGUAAUUGAUCUGGUUGGUGACUCUGAUCAGAAGUUAGCUGAGGGCAUUUCUCUCUAUUCUAUUGCAACAACUGCUCCUAAUAAGCAUAAUCUUCUGCCAACUUUGAUCUCUAGGUAUGCACAAGAAGGUAAAAGUAUAAUUUUUACAAAGACAAAGAAGGAUGCUGAAUCACUUUCAAGGUCCAUGACAAGAAUCAUUGGAAGCAGAGCAUUGCAUGGGAACAUGCAGCAAUUUCAAAGGGAUAAAACUCUUGCUGCUUUCCGUGAUGGACAGUUUAAUGUGCUGGUUGCUACUGAUGUUGCUGCACGUGGUCUUGAUAUCCCAAAUGUUGACUUGGUUAUUCAUUUUGAAAUGCCAAAUACUUCAGAGGUCUUCCUUCAUAGAUCUGGUCGGACUGGUCGUGCUGGAAAAAAGGGGACUGCAGUUCUUAUUUUCACUCGAAGCCAGCAGCAGGCAGUCAGAACUAUUGAGCGGGAUCUAGGCUGCAAAUUUGAACAGUUGCAUGGAAUCACCGAUGGUGUUGGUAGCAGAAUAGAAUAUUCAGAUGGGGAAGGGAGCCUUUAUGACAAGCAUGAUUCAGUAGAGGAGAAGUUUCGGCAUCGAGAUCAUUUUUCUGACCGCCGGUAUGGAAAGUAUGGAAGAUAUCAAGUAUCCAAUCCAUCAUUUAGAGGUUAUGAAGGCUCUAGAAAGAACUAUUUUUCUGGUCAGUCUGAUUCCCCGCAUGCUCGUCAAGCUCAAACCAGAAGAAAGCAAUUUCUCGAGUAUGAUGACUUUCAAAAUGACCAUGGGAAUGGAAGGAUCACAGGUCGAGAAAGUUUGCAGUGGCCCUCAAGGACUGCACGUCCAAAUGCUUACCAUGAGGCAAAAUCAAAUUCCUCAGGCAGGACCUAUAAAGGCUAUAAUAAGAAUAAGAGCAGAAAUAAACGACCAUUCAAAUCUGCAAGCACCAAUGAAAAUUUUGAUCAGAUAGUUGAUUUGUUCAAGGACCUCUAUUAAAUGGGAUCCAGACUGGUCUCAUUUUCUGACAGCUUAUAGCCAGGGAUUCAAGCGCCAUUCGGUUGUCUUUUUGAUGUCAUUACAAGGUCAAGCAGAAGAGUGAUAGCAUUGCUGUUCAUCUCUGCUGGGAUCCGUGUGGUGGCCCCCUUGAAGUCAAGGAUUUCCAUGCCAUCAAGUGUUGCUAGUGCUAGAAGGAUAUGAAACAAAAAAAUAUUUUUUUUAUUUAAAAAAAAAAGAUUGUGGAAGAAUGUUCGUGUAUAUUGAGCAAUCUGGAAUGAUGUUAUAGUUACAAAGUGCUUCACAUUGCCCAUUGCAAAUUGGCAGUAUUUUUUUUUU
Molecule: messenger RNA, 2220 nt
Organism: Elaeis guineensis (African oil palm)
Lineage: Eukaryota; Viridiplantae; Streptophyta; Magnoliopsida; Arecales; Arecaceae
Product: DEAD-box ATP-dependent RNA helicase 53
Cellular component (GO): cytosol
Molecular function (GO): ATP binding; nucleic acid binding; RNA helicase activity
Source: RefSeq, a predicted model, not a curated record